CACUCAUAUCGACAAGAGGAAUCUAUCAAGGUUACAUAAAAUAAACCUGUACAGUACGAAACGAUUAUCGAGUAUGUAAUGUUAAGUAACAUUAGACAAUCCGUGCCCGUGUAAAAAUGUUCCUCACAGUUUACUGAAGUCACUCGGAAGCCUGUUUGUGAAGCCCAGGCUGUCGGUACUCCCUUCUGAGUCAUGCACUGAAGCAAAACAAAUCUGCCCAUAGCAGCAAAGCUAACAAGACGUCGAACACGCGAGUGCCUGUUGGGGUUCUCUUAAUACCCACCUACCUCUGACUUUGUGGUCUCCCAUCACUGCACUGCCACCUGUGUCUCAAAGCUGGACGCCAUGGCUGCUAACAAGAAUGCUCUGGCCCUUCAUAAAGUGAUAAUGGUGGGCAGUGGUGGCGUUGGCAAGUCAGCAUUAACACUGCAGUUUAUGUAUGAUGAGUUUGUGGAAGACUAUGAGCCCACUAAAGCCGACAGCUACAGAAAAAAAGUGGUUCUAGAUGGAGAGGAAGUCCAAAUCGACAUCCUUGACACAGCUGGUCAGGAGGACUACGCUGCCAUUCGAGAUAAUUAUUUCCGCAGUGGAGAGGGAUUUCUCUGUGUGUUCUCCAUCACAGAAUCAGAAUCUUUUGCUGCUACUGCUGAUCUCAGAGAUCAGAUCAUUCGUGUGAAAGAGAAGGAAAAUGUACCUUUCCUACUGGUGGGAAAUAAGUCAGACUUGGAGGACCGACGACAGGUUGGGGUGGAGGAGGCCAAAGCCAGAGCAGAUCAGUGGGGAGUCAGCUACGUCGAGACUUCUGCCAAAACCCGUGCCAACGUCGAUAAGGUGUUUUUUGAUCUCAUGCGUGAGAUCAGAGCCAGAAAAAUGGAAGAUGGCCAAAAGAAAGAUGAAAAUAAGAGAAAAAGUUUGGUAAAGAGGAUUCGGGAAAGAUGUUGCAUUUUAUAAUGACAGAGUCCAUCUGCACUACAAAAAUGAAACCCAUCAGGUUUCACCAAGCUACGAUCUCUAUCUAUGUCUGUUUCUUUGUGUUUUUUUAAUGGGUAUGAAAGGAUAGAAUAUCUGAUACUCAAAUGGUGUCAAAGGUCUGACAUAUCAAAUAAGAACAUUUCAUAGCUCAAGCACACCAUACUGAAGAACUAAAAAGCAGUUAACUCCAAUAUUGUGCAUUAAUCUUCAGCCAUUGCAAUGCCAUUUACUUUGGUUGCUUUCAACUUUGAAUGUGACAGAUUCAGGAACAGAUAAAAUGCUAAAUACUAGCACUAGGUAUGUAAAAAAUACUAUUCUGCCCACUUAAAAAAAGUUACAAAAUUACAGCUAUGCCUAGACUAACAAUCAUAUCUAAUUAUUACUCUAGAAAAAGAACACUUGCUUAAUGAUAGCUAACUGGGUUAAACCCAGUAAUUGAUCUGGAGUUUAUUCUUGAUGGUCUGUUUUUACCAAAACACUUUAAAAGUGUUAAGGCAAAAGAUUUCAGCGAUGAUGACUUAAGUCUGUGUUGUCACCCUCCUUCAUUUCAUCAUAAAUAUCCCAAGCCUAACAGUGCAUAUACUGUGUGAGCUAAACAGAACUCCACAUAUGCACAUUUCAAAUAUUUGCAGUCAAAAGGGCUAUUUGACAUUCCUGUGUUUAUGUGGCAGCAGAAUGACGGUUUCUUUAAUGCUGUUGAUGUGUUCAUAAUGACAUUUUGCUAUUUAGAAAAGAACAUCAUUGAUGUGGGUCUAGUUUACUGUGAAAAACAGGCUGGAAUGUUGCUUUAUUACACAGACUGAAUUGUGUACUAUAUUAUAACUUAUAUGCAAUUUUCUUGGAACUUUUAUCCUGUGUAAUUAUAUUUUCUAUUGUAAAUUAAAACAUUUCUGAAUUUUAGUUCUUUGGGGUUUAGAAUUUAAUUUUGUGACGUUUAACUUGCUCAUACUACGAAACUCUAAAUGUUCUGGACAGAAAGUGGGUUUUAAACACUUGGCCCUAAUGGCUACUGUGCAGAUUAUCCCAGAUAAUAACAUUGCUUUGAAUAACUAGAUUCCACCCUAAUGUUUCAUGUGAAAAUAUAUGUAGAUUGUACAAUUUCUUUUUACACUAUUCUAGUACCUACCAAACAUGUUACUUUUAUAUUACCAUCUGCAGGUACCGCAACUACACUGCUUUUUCAAUGCCAACUGUGUAAUUUAGUAAUCUGUUUUUUUGCACUGUGGUCUCUUUUCUUGAUCAGCUUAGUUAUAGCGGGUUAAUACCAUUGAACAAAGCUCAUCAUUGGUCUGUUUGCGCUAGAUGCAUGCCAUGGGGUAAUGAUGCUAACAAUAUUAACAGCUGAUGCCUCAAGAGACCCCAACUCUGUCUUGGAGUUUACAGUACCUUUUGAUAUAAGCUUGUAUUGCUUAUUUAUCGAUUUAGCUGAAAUUGUAAUAUAUGCAGAGUGUCUCAAAUCCUGCACAUGCAAAUUUGAAACAUGAGGUAGUUUACGAAGGCCAAAUUAGAACAGAACCAGAAGAUGACCAAGAAGAAUACACAGAUGUUAUGUAUUAUUACAACAGCUAAUCAACUACAAUUUAUGAUGUGAAUGUAAAUAAAAAGUUAACAUUCAUGCAGAUUGAAUUUAAAAUGUUAUGUGUACCAUUACAUUAAUAAAAUCUAUUUUUGUAGCCCUCUAA
Triplophysa dalaica is the source of this 2654-nucleotide messenger RNA. RefSeq names its product v-ral simian leukemia viral oncogene homolog Ab (ras related) (gene ralab). Gene Ontology annotation, molecular function: GTPase activity; GDP binding; GTP binding. NCBI's taxonomy places the organism in Eukaryota, Metazoa, Chordata, Actinopteri, Cypriniformes, Nemacheilidae. The record is from RefSeq and is a predicted model, not a curated record. Gene Ontology annotation, cellular component: plasma membrane. The coding region runs from base 346 to 951 and encodes 201 amino acids. Gene Ontology annotation, biological process: Ras protein signal transduction; regulation of exocytosis. The transcript has 5 exons.